Diaporthe batatas is the source of this 4086-nucleotide messenger RNA. RefSeq lists its product as uncharacterized. The transcript has 5 exons. Lineage: Eukaryota; Fungi; Ascomycota; Sordariomycetes; Diaporthales; Diaporthaceae. The record is from RefSeq and is a predicted model, not a curated record. Gene Ontology annotation, biological process: transmembrane transport. Gene Ontology annotation, molecular function: oligopeptide transmembrane transporter activity. The coding region runs from base 1326 to 3863 and encodes 845 amino acids.
GGCGAAGGGGCUCCUUCCCCAGAUUUCCCACGACAGGUGUUUCCUCGAGUCUGUCUGUCUGCCUGUCAGUCUGUCGGCCACGGUGGAUCUUGCUUCUUACCUUACCUACCUGACUUACCUGAACUCUUCGGAUGCUGCAUUUGAGGCGUUUGUUCCCCCAUCUCGUGCUUCGUUCCUUGUGCUCCUUAUCACCGCCGCCGGGUAAGCACUUAUCUGGCCUUCCUUCCUUCGCAUCUCCUACGAAUCCUCGUGAGAUCAACGGCCGUCGGCACUCGAUUGUUUCUGUUUCACAUGCACUGCAUUCUCCAGCGCGCAACCAACCUCGAAAAAGCUUCGCAUUGAGUAGAGAUCACAUCUGCCCGUAUCUGCCCGGCCCCCAUUGGUGACGGCGCAUUGGCGGCAUCUGGAGAGUUGGACCUAUCGCAAGGGUGCAUUCAGACUUCAGACAAGAACCAUCUUGACCGCGCCGGCUUCUUGCAGCGUAGUAUCGCUCUCCCGAUCUGCUGUAACGACGAACCAUCCAAUAUUUCCUGCAGUAAUCACGCCUGCGGUACAGCACAAACACCCGGCAUCACCAGUUUAUGCAAUCUGUGCUUGCCGCAAGUCGGUUUCAGCCUGCCCAGAUUCCGUUUCUGGCCCCUUGUCGGACGGUGGCCACAAGCAAUCACAAGCCCUGCGGCUGUCCUUGCCCCAAGCCUAGCGACAGGGAAACACCACCACCACAAUCUGGAAUUCUGCCUUUGCAUGAAUCCACUGCCACGUACCUAAUCGGCAGUGUGCCUUCCCAUGAGCACGCGCGCUUUCGGUGCUCUGCAGACUCGCCAUCCACCGGCCGUCUCUGUCCUCCCACAACCCGCAUCUUUAGUCCAACACUAGGUUUCAGCGUCUCAGUCAACCGUCCCCUACCUCCAUCCCGAGGAUCACGCGUGGCAACCUCCAACUGACAAGCCUCCCCGGCUUGCGAUCUGCCGCUGUUGCUCAAGCAUUCCCGGCACUCUGGCUCCUGAGAGACUAGCCACAGGCCAGGACAUCGGUUGAAGCCCCGGGAAACAAGCUUUCCUGAGCGGACGGCGAAUCCCAACGCAGCUUCUUAUCUGGCAGCAUACUUUGGCGUUCUUGCGUGACGCUUCAUGUCCGUCUGGGAUUGACCGAGACUGGGAUCGACCGAACCGCAGCCUCUGAGCCGCACGUCGUACCAGUACCGUCAAGGCGAUAAUACUUGUUGGACAGCCAGACAUCCCCUAUAUAGCACCCACCCCUCUACUCACAUCCACCCCUGGGCCCGAUCAACUUGCCUCGCUCUCCCUGUUCUCGGCCCCUACAACAUGGGCCAACCAUAUAGUGACAAGCCGUCUGGUACGGCAUCAAAGUCAGAUAUGGCAGGAAGCGAUAGCAACUCGAGCUCAAAGGUUGAUGUGGUGGAGGUCAGUGGGAGGGAGGCGGAGGCAUCAGGGUCAACAUUCGACACCCCUCUGGGCCGUCGGAUGAGUCCUGUCGAUGACCUCAAGCACCGCCUCUCGCUAUGGGGUGAGUCUAACCUCCAACCAGAAGACAGUGACGAGGAAGGAUCAGAAUACGAACUUCUCUUAGAUCCCAACCUUCCCGAGGAGUAUACACGGCCGACAGUAGGCCUCCCCCGUGCCUCGUUGGCCUCGCAAUACUCCGACGAGGAGAAGAUCCCGAACCUCAACAAGGAGGGAGAAGAGGACUCGCCCUACCCCGAGGUCAGGGCUGCCGUCCGGAACUAUGAUGUUGACGCACCUUGCAACACCAUCCGUGCUUGGACAAUAGGGCUUAUUCUUGUCGUCGUUGGCGCCUCCAUGAAUACCUUGUUCUCUCUCCGAAACCCUGCCAUCGGACUCGGUGCCUUGAUUGCCCAGAUUAUUGCGUGGCCCAUGGGCCACGGAUGGGCCAAGGUCAUGCCUACUCGGAAAUUCAACACCUUCGGGCUGCGGUGGUCGCUGAACCCGGGACCUUUCAACGUCAAGGAGCACUCUAUCAUCGUGGUCAUGGCCAGCGUCUCGUUCUCCGUUGCCUAUGCGACUGAUAUCAUCCUUGCUCAGAAAGUGUUUUACAAACAGGAUUUCGGAAUACCCUGGCAGCUCAUGCUGACCAUCUCGACCCAGUCACUCGGGUAUGGCAUCGCUGGCAUCAUGAGGAAGUUCCUCGUCUACCCUGCGGCGAUGAUAUGGCCUGGAAACCUGGUCUCUGUGACAUUGAUGAAUGCCAUGUACGAGGGCAAUGAGAGUCCUGACCCCACCGUGCUUGGUGGAAAGAUGCCCCGUUAUAGGUGGUUCGCAUACGUUACCCUCGGCGCCUUCAUCUAUUAUUUCAUCCCUGGCUACCUGGCUCAGUUUCUAAGUACCUUUGCGUUCGCCACUUGGAUCGCCCCGCAGAACCCAGUCGUCAAUCAGCUCUUUGGCUACACGACUGGCUUGUCCCUGGUUCCCAUCACUUUCGACUGGUCCCAGAUCGCAGGUUUCGUCGGCUCACCUCUGAUCCCACCUUUCCACGCCAUUGCCAACACCCUCAUUGGCGUCGUCCUCUUCUUCAUAAUCGGAGCGUCAACCUUCCACUACACGGGUGUUUGGUUCGCCGAAUUCUUGCCCAUGAGCGACUCUUCCACCUACGACAACACGGGCUCGCCCUACAACACGUCCCGGAUCUUGACCAAGGACUUCACCCUGAAUCAACAGGCAUACGAGGAGUACUCGCCUCUCUUCAUCAGCACGACCUUCGCCAUGUCUUACGGCCUGUCUUUUGCUGCCAUCGCUUCCCUCAUCGUGUACACGUAUCUACACCACGGAAAGAUGAUUUGGAAUCAGUGGAAGAACUCCAAGACUGAGGACGAUGACAUCCACAUGAAGCUGAUGAGGAAGUAUCCCGAGGCUCCAACCUGGUGGUACAUGAGCUUGUUCGUCCUGAUGUUGGCCAUCGGCUUCGUGGCCGUGCUCGCGUUCCCCACAAACCUCACGUGGUGGGCGUUCUUGCUCGCUGUCGGCAUCUCCUUCUGCUUCUCUUUGCCCAUCGGAAUCAUCCAAGCCAUCACGAACAACCAAAUCGGCCUGAACGUCCUGACCGAAUUCGUGUUCGGCUACAUCCAGCCUGGACGCCCCCUUGCCCUCAUGAUUUUCAAAACAUUCGGUUAUAUCACAAUGAGUCAGGCGCUCAGUUUUGUGGGAGACUUGAAGUUUGGACAUUACAUGAAGAUCCCACCACGGACUAUGUUCAUGUCCCAGGUGGUGGCAACAACGUUCUCGUGUUUCAUCCAGAUCGCGGUCCUCAACUCUGCACUGACGGCCAUCCCGGAGGUCUGCACGACGACUCAGCGCGAACACUUUACCUGCCCAGGCGGCAAGGUCUUCUUUUCGGCCUCGGUCAUUUGGGGUCUUAUUGGGCCUGCCCGCAUAUUCUCGCCUGGCCAGAUCUACUCAGGCCUCUUCAUCUUCUUUGGCGUCGGUGCAAUCGUGCCUGUCAUCAUCUUUUUUGCCUCCAAGAAGUGGCCCAAGUCCCCUAUCAAGUACCUGAUGGCGCCGCUCAUCUUCGGUGGCGCGGGUAGUAUCCCGCCAGCCACGCCACUCAACUACCUGACAUGGGGCAUAGUGGGCUUCGUGUUCCAGUACUACAUCCGCAAGCGCUAUUUUGCCUGGUGGAGCCGCCUCAACUUCCUGACGUCCUCCGGUCUCGACCUCGGCCUCGCCCUCAGCACCCUCACCAUCUUCUUCGCAUUCACUCUGAAUAACAUCGACCCUCCCAACUGGUGGGGAAACAACGUCAUCACCACCACGAUGGACUUCACCGACACGGCUAUUCAGACCGUGCUCCCAGAAGGGCAGACAUUUGGCCCGGCGAAGUGGUCGUGAUGGAUGAAUCCUAGAUAGAAGCUCACUGUAUAUUUUUCUCUAUCCGGUGCACAUGGGGGCUCCCUCGCGGGAGCGGCAAGGAGUUUUGGGUAAUGGGUGGGUGCGCUUUCGUCUACAAGGUGUUUGGGUACACAUCAUGGUGUAUGAAGGUGGUUCACGGCGCCUGAUGGUAUGAGGUUCAAAUUAGUUUUCUUACCCUAAUACGAACUUAACGUCUCUGAAA